AUGCGUGUUGUUAUUACUGGUGCAUUUACGGAGAAGCUAAGAACUUAUUUUUCCGUUUCUCGCUCUGCUAUUACGAAUUUCUAUGUCGACCCUAAGCAACGCGGUCUGCGAAGUAUUACGGCGCGCGCGCCCUCGAGUCCCCGGCUGCCUAAUAGGGCACCCAGAAGAGGCUUUUUGGUGGUGGCAAUACGAUUAACGGAUUAUAAUACGGAGUAUUCCAAGACAUAUAAUCAUACUACAGCAAUAAACAUGCGGCGUCCUGGGCGUGUCUUUGGGCCGACCCGAUUUGCCUUGUCUCGGGCGCGCCAGUUAUACCAACAGUGCAGCGGUGCGGGCGGAGGACGAGCUCCUGCCUUUUCUAUGCUCGUGGCAAGGAUGAUAAAAGAAAAAGUUGGCCGAAACUACGUGGAUAUUUUGACAGAUAAUAUUUUCUACAGGUACCCCAAUGCCUCCACCGGGGAGGAGCAGAGAUCUCUGAAGGCGCAGGCAGCGAUGUCUCGUGCUGUCCCCUAG
Molecule: messenger RNA, 513 nt
Organism: Trichoderma asperellum CBS 433.97
Lineage: Eukaryota; Fungi; Ascomycota; Sordariomycetes; Hypocreales; Hypocreaceae
Source: RefSeq, a predicted model, not a curated record